AUGAGCUCGGAGUUGGCUGAGUGGCUGAAUGAACGCAAACUACCUCAUGAAUACAAAUGUCCAGUGCCGGAAGGAACGUUCAGUGACACUGCAACUAAUCAAAUUCAAGGAUCACUCGUCGGUCUCGCUCUGGGAGACGCACUCGGUGCACAUGUCGAAUUUCGUCCUCGUACUUUUCUCGUUCACCACCCAGUCACAGACUUGGAGGGAGGCGGAACAUGGGGCUUGAAUGCAGGCCAAUGGACUGAUGACACAUCAAUGGCCUUGUGCUUAGCUACGAGUCUAGUCGUUAAGGGCGAAUUCUACGCAUACGACCAAUUGGUCCGAUACAAACGAUGGUGGAAAGAAGGAUAUAUGUCAUCUACAGGAAAUUGUUUCGAUAUCGGCAAUGCUACUCAAGAAUCUCUUAACGUGUUCUACCAACGUCAAAUGGGUCUUCAAAACAGGCUGGAUAUACCUUCUAUGUAUAACACUGACUCACUUUCGAGAGACAUUAUUGAGAAAGCGGGAUUUAACGUUUUUUGUAGUAAACCGGGAGUGGCAGGGAACGGAGCCCUCAUGCGCUUAGCUCCUGUUCCGUUGUUUUUCUAUCGAUCACCCAAUCACGCCAUCGAAUAUGCAGGUAUUAGUGGUCGACUGACACACGGCGAUGAGAAAGCGGGAGAUGCAUGUAGAUACUAUGCCUCUUUAAUCUGUGCAGCUAUGAGUGGAUUCUCUAGAGAGGACUUAUUAGAUAACAAAUUUUACCAGAACUGCUUCCGACAUGGUUGGUUCGGUGAGAGACAUCUGCAUGAUGACGUAUUGAGAGUAGCGCAGGGUUCGUAUAAGAAGAAAGGCGGUUACGAUGAUGGAAUAAGAGGGAACGGAUAUAUUAUCGCCGCGUUAGAAGCGGCUCUCUGGGCAUUGUGGAUGGACGAGGGCUCAUUUAAGAGGGGUGCUCUAUUAGCUGUGAAUCUGGGAGAUGACACUGAUACGACAGCAGCCAUUUAUGGUCAGCUAGCCGGAGCCUGUUAUGGUUUAAGCGGGUUGCCACAAGAAUGGGUAAAACGGCUCUAUGGCAAAGAAUUUAUUUGUUGUCUAGGGUUUUGGUUAGAGUUGAGAGGAAAUGAGUGGACUACACGAUUAUCUAGCGCUGUACAAAAUGCGCCGCAUUGGAAAGAACAACUCAGACAUCAUGCUAAACAGCAAGUAUCGGCUCAAUACGGUUAUUCAAAACCUCAGAAUGAAAAAAAUGAUAAUCAUCAAGCGUUUCAUAAACAUGGUUCGCCGCAAAAUCCUAAACUAGUUUUUUGUCCAAAUGGUUAUGAAUCAGACUCUUCUCUGGACACAGAAAUUUAUCAUCCUCAACGUCGUAUAGUAAAUGACCCUUCACACCAUCAUAUGACGCAACUGCCUUUCACAUAUGAAGAUCGUUCUAAUCCGUAUGGGCAUUCUCAACCGAAAAAGAGUUCGAUUCACAGCGUUUCAAGAAUAGUGUUUGUCGCACCUGGAUAUGCUCCACGAGCAACUGAUAGAACAAGGCAUCAACAAUAA
Molecule: messenger RNA, 1533 nt
Organism: Didymodactylos carnosus
Lineage: Eukaryota; Metazoa; Rotifera; Eurotatoria; Philodinida; Philodinidae
Source: the annotation of a GenBank genome assembly